Molecule: messenger RNA, 3228 nt
Organism: Esox lucius (northern pike)
Lineage: Eukaryota; Metazoa; Chordata; Actinopteri; Esociformes; Esocidae
Product: septin-7
Exons: 14
Coding region: 13-1449 (478 amino acids)
Biological process (GO): cytoskeleton-dependent cytokinesis; cilium assembly
Cellular component (GO): septin complex; cell division site; septin ring
Molecular function (GO): GTPase activity; molecular adaptor activity; GTP binding
Source: RefSeq, a predicted model, not a curated record
AAGAGAGAGAGGAUGAGAUUAAUGCAGAUAGAGGCAGAGGCAGAGGGAGGAAUGGAGAAAUACGUUGCUAAAGACAAGGAGAAUGCACAGCUUGGGAAUGCGCUGGCUGUCAUCUGGUGCGAGAUCCACUGUCUCCAUGACGACGUGACUCAAAUGAUGGAUAUGAUGGAUAUGAUACGACACCAGAGGAAUCUGGAGGGGUAUGUCGGGUUUGCCAACCUUCCCAACCAGGUGUACAGGAAGUCUGUGAAGAGGGGCUUUGAGUUCACACUAAUGGUUGUUGGUGAAUCUGGAUUGGGGAAAUCCACGCUCAUCAACUCCCUCUUCCUGACUGACCUGUACUCCAAGGAUUACCCUGGCCCGUCCUUACGGAUCAAGAAGACUGUGCAGGUGGAGCAAUCCAAGGUCCUGGUGAAGGAAGGGGGUGUCCAGCUCACACUCACCAUCGUUGACACUCCGGGGUUCGGAGAUGCCGUGGACAAUAGUAACUGCUGGCAGCCUGUCAUUAACUACAUUGACAGUAAAUGCGAGGACUUCCUGAAUGCAGAAUCCAGGGUGAAUCGACGACUGAUGCCAGACAACAGAGUUCACUGCUGCCUGUACUUCAUUGCCCCCUCUGGCCACGGUCUGAAGCCCCUGGACAUAGAGUUUAUGAAGAGACUCCAUGACAAGGUCAAUGUAAUCCCUCUCAUCGCCAAGGCAGACACCCUGACACCUGAGGAAUGCCAGCUGUUCAAGAAACAGAUUAUGAAGGAAAUCCAAGAACACAAGAUCAAGAUCUACGAGUUUCCCGACACAGAGGAUGAUGAGGACAACAAGCUCAUCCGGAAGAUCAAGGAGAGGAUGCCCUUAGCCGUGGUUGGCAGCAAUGUGGUGAUUGAAGUGAACGGCAAGAAGGUCAGAGGUCGUCAGUACCCCUGGGGCGUGGCAGAAGAGGGCAUUUUUGUGGAGAACGGCGAGCACUGUGACUUCACCGUCUUACGGAAUAUGCUGAUCAGGACCCAUAUGCAAGACCUGAAGGAUGUGACCAACAAUGUUCACUAUGAGAACUAUCGCAGCAAGAAGCUUGCUGCCGUCACCUGCAAUGGAGGAGUGGACAUCAGCAAGACCAAGAACCAAAUGACCAGGAGCCCCUUGGCCCAGAUGGAGGAGGAGCGGAGGGAACAUGUCAUGAAGAUGAAGAAGAUGGAGACUGAGAUGGAGCAAGUGUUUGAGAUGAAGGUCAAAGAGAAGAAACAGAAACUGAAGGACUCUGAGGCUGAGCUGGAGCGACGCCACGAACAAAUGAAAAAGAACUUGGAGGCUCAGUAUAAAGAGCUGGAGGAGAAGAGGCGCCACUACGAGGAGGAGAAAUCAAACUGGGAGGCCCAGCAGCGUAUACUGGAGCAGCAGAAACUGGACGCUUCAAAGACGAUGGAGAAGAACAAAAAGAAAGGAAAAAUAUUUUGAGUGUCGAACCAGGCCAAUGAAAUAUUACCACCUUGUUUUUACAUCCUGUUGAUGCUCACCUGAUCUAUGACCCUCAAAGCGAACACGCGCGUAAUUCUCACACACACACACAUAUGUUGUACCAUUCCACAUCUGCACUCCAAAUGUAUGAUCAUCUUACAUGCAACUCCUCAUACAAGGGCCUGGCGGUCACACAGAACAACACUCCAGUGUCAUACUCAUAUACCACUGCACACACCGCAACGUCCCUGCCCUGGGGGACCUCUGCCAAAACCAGAAACGUAUAAGUGGGAAUGCAUGUGUACGGGAACUUCAAUGCCUAUUCUCGACAAGGAGGAAAUUACAUCCCUCUGAUUAUGGAGGUUUUCCACAUUGCAGGCGCCAUGCAUAGCUGUCAUUUACACUAGCAUACACAAGUCUGUUCUCUAGAUGCUGCCACCUAACUUGCUGGUUUCUUCCAGCAUCGGCAGCUCCAGUCUUAGUCCAUUGACAAAAUGAACCCGGUAACAUACAUUCCAACACUUCCUGAAUGCUUGGGACGUGUGUAUAGGACUCCAGGACCGUAGGUGAUUAUGAAGACUUUCAGGUGAGAGUGUACAGGAAACAGGAAAACGGGGUCAAUAAAAAAAAGUAUGAUUCAGGAAAGGGGAAGACCUAUUUCAAGUGUGUGUGUGUGUGCGUGUGUAUGUAUAUUAUAAGCCUAUGUGUUUUAGGUCAUAUAUUUUGCCUGAGAAAGCAAUCUGAACCAUAACUCCAUUUAGUAUUAAUAGGGUUAGAAGACACAUUUAACUGUAACGGUAACAUUGUCAGUGUCAUAGCAACGGUCUCUGGAUACUGAAGCAAAUGUCAUGUCCCUAUUAGAAGAUGUUGCGUAAAUCGCAUGGGUGUCCAAAACAAUGAAGAUGUUUUAUAUUGUGAGGUGAUGGGUUUUGUGGAAGCCCCAAACUAAAGGCCCUUUCCACUGUCCCCCAUUCUCCUCCCUGUUGUAAAGACUGAGCAGAGAGGUUGGCAUGCGUGGGUUUGUCCCAUUGUCAUGGUGAGACUCCGACGCUAAGACACACUGUGGGACCCCUCUAAACCUUUACCCCUCUGAAGACCGUCAACUUUUAUAUAUGUGUACGGUUCAAGAGCUUAGAUCCCUGAAACCCUUUAGGAUUAUUUGAUGGUUCAAAGAAGGAUCCAUUUUUUUUGUACAGCCUUGACUUUACACACCUCUAAAGUCUUGAAAGGUGCACUCAGUGACAUGCGAAAGGGAAACUAAACCUUCACAGACCAAACAAAUAUCUACCAUCUAACUGGCACUAUUUCUCACAUACAUAAUGGAUAUGACUCUAAAUAGUUAUUUACUUCACAGCUGAACACAAAUGCAAUAUUGCUGUGAGAUUACUGAAGGUCAGCUCUUACCCAACCUACGCUGCCUCUCCUGCCAUCACGAGCCACACACACUCACAUAAAUGACUAUGCCAAGUGUAGACUUUCUCAGGAUCAGUCUCUUGUUGCAGGUCUCUGAGUUAUUAUAUUCAGAAACGAGUCCGUGGUUUAAGUAUUAAAGGAUCAGUUAGCUAUGGUCUGAGACAAUCUUUUCCAAAAUUGUUCUUUAACCACUCUCCUACCCCUGUUAAAGGUAGUCAUAAUUUUUGGAUAUAAUUUUUUAUUGUUUUUUUUUUUAUAUGUACACUGUUUUGAGCUUUGUUCUGUUCUUCAUAAUAUUAUCAUUGUUCUCUUUAUCUAACUGUACAUUAUUAAUAUUAAAGAUGAGACAGUUAUGCUCAAGUCAAA